This is a messenger RNA of Electrophorus electricus (electric eel), 7862 nucleotides long. RefSeq names its product ubiquitin specific peptidase 54a (gene usp54a). Gene Ontology annotation, biological process: protein deubiquitination. Gene Ontology annotation, molecular function: cysteine-type deubiquitinase activity. Lineage: Eukaryota; Metazoa; Chordata; Actinopteri; Gymnotiformes; Gymnotidae. The record is from RefSeq and is a predicted model, not a curated record.
UUCGCUAACCUAGUUAGCGUGGACAAACUGUUUUUUAGUUUGUUUUUUUCUUAAAUGGACAACCCUGACGAGGUCUUUUUUCCCCACAGGGACAGUGUGUAUAGUAGCUAGCUAUUUUGGCGGAGGAGAAAGUUUAUAGGAGAUGCUCUCAGCUUGAUUCCGCGCCGAGGUUAAUCGGUAUGCUUUGACUAAAAAAUGUCAAAUGAAACCUUUAUCGCCGGCUAACUGUGUCCGUCCGUUUGCUCCGCGUAAUCGAUUGAGAUUCGGGAUAUUAAUGACGCUCCUCGUGCGGGAAAUGCCUGCACGUGCCUGCUUCUUCUCGCGCUCCAAGCGAACGCGCAACUGUGCAGACCACUGACGAACAGAUGAGCCUUCGAAGCAUGUGUUGAAGUGUGAGGAUUCACGCCCCAUUGACAUGUUUACCAUCAUGGGAAGGACAAGGACGACCUCAUCCCCCUGAACCUGGCUGGACAGUGCUGCUGCUGUUUGAGACUGUAAGGUCUACAGUGGGUGUAGUCACAGCCACCACGCAACCGAGGCAUCCCUGACCAGAGCUCCGAGAGAGUUAGGGCGUGGAUGACGGAAAAGUGUGAAAAGUGGAGGACUAGUGUAGUAUGACACCCUGGCUGGUAUUACUGGGACAGACCGGUUGCUGAAACCAACUUCCACCAUGUCGUGGAAAAGGAACUACUUUGCCUCUGGCAGCAGUGGGCUGCAGGGCAUGUUCACCCCACGGACCAUGAGUUCCAUCGCCCCCAGCAAAGGCCUGAGCAACGAGCCAGGGCAAAACAGCUGCUUCCUCAACAGCGCCCUGCAGGUCCUUUGGCACCUGGACAUUUUCCGCAGAAGUUUCCGGCAGCUAACGAUACACAAGUGCAUGGAGGACUCGUGCAUCUUCUGUGCUCUCAAGAGCAUCUUCGUGCAGUUCCAGUUCAGCAGUGAGAAGGUGCUGCCGUCGGACGCCCUGCGCACCGCCCUGGCCAAGACCUUCCAGGAUGAGCAGCGCUUCCAGCUGGGCAUCAUGGAUGACGCCGCCGAGUGCUUCGAAAACAUCUUAAUGCGUAUCCACUUUCACAUUGCUGACGAGACCAAGGAGGACAUCUGUACUGCCAGACACUGCAUUCCUCACCAGAAAUUUGCCAUGACUCUGGUUGAGCAGUGUGUAUGUGGCAGCUGUGGGGCGGCGUCAGACCCGCUGCCCUUCGUGCAGAUGGUGCACUACAUCUCGACCACAUCCCUUUGUAACCAGGCUGUGAGAAUGUUGGAGUGCCGAGAGAAGCCGACUCCAGUCAUGUUUGGAGAGCUGCUGAGGAACGCUAGCACCAUGGGAGACCUGCGCAACUGUCCUGGUAAUUGUGGGGAGAAGCUUCGUAUUCGGCGUGUGCUCCUGAACUCUCCGGAGAUCAUCACCAUCGGCCUGGUCUGGGACUCGGACCACUCUGACCUGGCCGAGGAUGUGAUUCACAGCCUGGGCACCAUCCUACGCCUUGGAGAUCUCUUCUACAGGGUGACUGAAGACAAGGCCAGGCAAGCGGAGCUCUACCUAGUGGGCAUGGUGUGUUACUACGGCAAGCACUACUCCACCUUCUUCUUCCAGACCAAGAUCCGCAAGUGGAUGUAUUUUGAUGACGCACACGUCAAAGAGAUUGGGCCAAAAUGGAGGGAUGUAGUGUCUCGCUGUAUAAAGGGCCACUACCAGCCGCUGUUGCUGCUCUACGCUGACCCUCGGGGCACGCCGGUGUCUGUGCAGGACCUGGCCUCUCGCCUCACCCUGCACCACUACACCAGAACCUACUACGACAGCGAGGACUCCGGCCGUGAGCCCUCCAUCUCAAGUGACACACGGACGGACUCGUCGACGGACAGCUACAGCCACAAGCCCUCACAGACACACCACGAGUCGACGGUCUCACACUUCUCCUCCGACUCGCAGGGAACCAUUGUGUGCAGUGCCGACACGUCUGCGUCCCAUGGCAGCCUCGACGCUGCGGGCCCUCUGACGGACAGCGAGUCCGCACAGCGGCACGUCCUGCGGAAAGGCAGCCCGGCAGACAGGAAGAGCGGGGUCCUUGACAGGAAGAGGAGCGCCAGUCGUCCCCGGCACUUCGAGGAGAGGAGCCACGGCUCGAAGCCUGACGAGGUGUCUUCCGCAGGAUACCACAGCGAGGGGGAAACCCUAAAGGAGCAGCAGGUCCCGCGCAACGGCCCCAAGCCCCCUUCCAGCCGCCUGCGCGAACUGAAGGACACCGUGAGCAGCAUGAUCCUCAGCCGGCCCCUCUCCGCCUCCUCCUCCUCAUCUAGCUCGGUGGCGCUUUCCGACGGCGGGGCCCGGCGCCGCGACGGGGAGGCCGAGGCCCGGGGCCGACUGGCCUGGCGGCCGCGACGCGAAGCACUCAACAUCGACAGCAUCUUCAGCCGGGAGCGCCGCCGACAGGCGGGCUACAGCCCGCUGGGUGUCCUGCCGGGCGAGGACGUGCAGGCCCCGCCGGGCGAGACACCUGCGCAAGAGUGCCACCCACCGCCGCACCCGCCCAGGCUCAUUCAGAGGAUGGAGAGCGGCUACGAGAGCAGCGAGAGGAACAGCAACAGCCCCAUCAGCCUGGACCUGCCCCUGGGCGAGGGCGCCAGCAACAGGCCACACAGGGUGACGAGCGCGGCCUCUGGGAAGCCUCCGUCUGCAGGAAGCCCCACCUGGAAGAGCGUGCACCAAUCCAAGAGCAGCAGCACCCUCCUACAAGACGUCAAAGCCUCGCUCCAAGGGAGCAGCCAUGUGAGCUUAGCGGGAGAAGGCCGGAGUGAACUAGAUGAACUGCAGGAGGAGGUGGCCCGUAGAGCCCAUGAGCAGGAGCUGCAGAGGAGGAAGGAGAAGGAGAGGGAGGCAGCCAUGGGCUUCAACCCCAGACCCAGCAAGUUCAUGGACCUGGAUGAGCUGCAGAACCAAGGGAAGGGGGACUUUGAGCGGUGUGUGCUCGAGGCGGAGGUGCUCUUAGAUCAGUCUCUGAGGCUGGAGCAGGCGGGUGAGGUCGCUGCUGCACUCUCUGUGGUAAACGAAGCCGUGUCCAAACUGCGGCACCCUGUGCAUGAGUGCGGUGUCCCUGGGCAAGGCCGGCCGGUGGCUGACCCCCUGCUGCAAAAGUGCAUGAGGCGAGCACGAAGCCUGCAGCAACACAUGCAGCAGAGACACAGGCAGCAGCAGCAGCAGCAGGAGGAGGAGGAGAGGGAGGAAGAGCAGGAAGGAAAACUGCCCACCAGUGAACAGCCUGUCCAAAUACUUCUGACAGGCAGUCAGGAGGAAUUUAUGGAAGCACUUCCGGAAGCUUCCUUAGGCCUGCCGUCACCCCCCACUUGCCCUGCCUCCACUGUCCCUCGUACUGAUGUUCCCUCUCCCAGUGCACGGCCGGAUGCACCUGCCCACCUACCCGUUGUCACAGAGCUGGCUUUUCCCCCCACUGCCAUGGCGCCCGCACACCAAUUGGAUGUCAUGGAUUUUAUUUCUCCCACACUCAGAGGUCCCACCCCCUCACCCACACUCACAGGUCCCACUCCCCCUUCUAUGGUACCAAGUCCUGCCCACACUCCCACACUCAAAGGUCCCACACCCCUUCCCACACUGACAUGUUCUGCCCCCCAAGUUGGCUCCAAAGACAGUCACAAGUGCGCUGUAGCCUCCGAUGACAGGCAGCCUGAAGAGCUGUACUUGGACUCUUGGGAGCACCCUGCCGGGAUGGGCUCCUCCAUGCGCUCGGCCAGCAUACUGGGCAGAAUCUCCACAACUGUGCUUGCUGUCAACGGCUACAUGGCACCGGCAAGCCGUGAAGGCACCACUGUGCUACUCCCCCAGUCCGGAGCUGGAGCCAGCCCCAGUACCAUCACACCCUGGGACACUCAGAGCCUCCACAUGCCUCACACACACUCGCACGCGCUUUCUUCCUCCUCGUCCUUCUCCCUCCCAGAACCCUGCAGCCCAGAGGAGAAGGGGCAAGGCUCCAGGCUCCACGCCCACCCACCUCUGCUCCGCAUGCACAGCAGGAGUCCGGAGAGCCCCCACACCAACACGGCCACCAAGGACCUUGUGCGUGACCCCCCUGCACACUCCUGCGUCUCGUCUCGCUCCCCCUCAUCCCCGCCGCAGCACCGGCUACACAUGCCCGUGGAGCGCUGGGCUGAAAACGUCAACAGAUACUACAUCUCCCAGAAUGCUUUGAGGCCACGGUGUGGCUCACCCUGUGAGGAGCUGUCUGAACUCGACUCGCUGUACAGGGCCAGCCUGCGGGCUCCCAGCAUGCCCCGGAGCCCCUGUGUGCCCAGUCCACACCCUACUGGUAGACAAGGCCCUGCUUCAGCACGUAAGCUGUCAGCUGGACCCCUGGGCCGCUCCAAAACCCCCACCGCAGAGCUGGAGAGGAGUGCCUACAGCAAAUCCUCCCACCCCAGCAACACCGCAUACAGACCUGUGUCUCCUGCAGUGUGUGCCAUGCCGCUAGGUGAGGAUGAGCAGUACAGCGCUGAGAACAUGCGCCGAAUCGCCCGGAGUCUCAGUGGGAGCGUGAUUGGGGGACAUGCCCAAACCUUGCCCUCCUCCCACAGUCUCAGUGGCAACGUGAUUGGGGGGCAGGCCAACACCAGCCCCUCCUCUCACAGUCUUAGUAGGGGUGUGAUUGGGCGAGAGGCAGACACCACCGUCUCCUCCCGCAGUCUCAGUGGGUGCAUCGUUGGGGGGCGAGCCCAGACCAUUGCCUUCUCCCACAGCUCAGACCACGCUGGCCCGCGGACGGUGAAGCACGCGGACGUGCACCACCUUAGCACCUCCCUGAAUGCUCCACCUUUCCCCCGUGCUCCUCCGCAGUCCAGCCGUGAACUCGUACACCAGCGUCUGCGUCCUGGCCAGCCGAUGUCUCUACCUCGGACGGCCUUGUGGCCCUGUGCGUUGGGGCCCUCUCGUGGACACCCAGGAGAGUCCCAGAAAGAGCUUCUGGCUUUGCCUGACCGGGGUGAAGCUGCCUCCCGCCAAAACUGCCACAAUGUUGCACUGAGCUAUGGCACGUUGCCGCGGGCUACACGAAGGCCCGCCCCCUCUGAUACUACCCUGCCCCAUGACGGGGCAGGAGCCGCCACUGCCCCCGAGCUCUGGAGCCACUCGGUUGCCAACUUCACCUCCCUGGCUCACCCCCGCCGCUUGGUCCCCAUCAAUAGAACCCUGGAGCCCCCCCAUCCGUGGCUCCAGCACCCCACGCGGCCUGCUCCAGCUGCCCAGGGUGCUCUGCCUCCUGCCCGGCCCCUGCGUCUGGACAUGCCUCCGGAGGGCGACUGGAGGACAGUGGACUACAGGGCCGGCCCCACAGAAGGCCAGGUGUUCCCUGGACUUGACCCCCGUGCCAGAGCCCUCCGGGGCCCUCCGCCCCCGCUCUGCCCUAUCUGCCAGCGGAACCCAGCUGAGGCUACUCGUGGCUGCUGCCACGCUUGCGCCGUCUACGUGAGCCGCUGCAGAGCGAGUAGCUAAAUCCAAUAGUCCCCACCUUCAGUCUCCCCUAACCACUUCCAACAGUCCCCAACUUCAGCCUGCCCUGUUGCCUGAUGAAGAAUAGCCUCUAGACGGAGCUUUAGGGCUUCACAUCUAUGCCGUGUGUGCACCAACAUGGCUAAUAGAUGAGACUUUUUAGAGCAUUAUUAGUUGUGAUUUUACUGAUUUCCAUGUAAGGGGUAGAAUUUAAUCCAUUCCUGGAGUGGCUCACCAAUGUGUGAUUUGGUAUUUAGUGCUUGGUAACAAAGCUACAAGGGUUGAACAAGGGGAAGAGGACAUUCCUCUGCAUUUUUAGGAGAACAAAAAGCACAUGUCUAAAGACUUAGAAAGAUCUUUCUAUUUUUCGAUUACUGGCUCACAGGCCUCUACUUCACAGCCGAUAUUUCCUCCUAUAGUACGGAUUACUGAAUGUACAUGGAUUACUGUACAUUCAAUAAUCCGUACUGUAGUAUGGAUUACUGAAUGUCAACCUGCUUAAUGAUGAGCAGAAUGUUAAAACAUGAACAUGAACAUUUAGAAAAUCUUGAGAAACAUUGUUCUUAAUUAGCAGUAGCAGGGUCGAAUGUUGCACUGUGAAGAGAGAUCACCAUAGUUGUCCUAGAACUGGAAAAUGCCUUCAUUUUCAACCGUGCUUGGGGUGGCACUUGCUUUUUGUACCAUUGUCAUGAGUUUCAUGACCAGCCAAUAGAGGCCACAUCUAAUACUUGGUCUCUUUCAGUGUUAAAGUCCUCGAUGUAUUCAGGGUGGAAAUAAUCACCAUUUAAAGGUCUUACUGGAAAAGGCAUGAUGAAUCUUUUUUUUUUUUUUUUUUUUUACAUCAGAAUGAUGUUACAGCUCUGCACACACAAUAGAGCUUUUUCUAUUUUUACAGUAUCAAUGGUCAGAAAGGUCAACAUGCGCUUAGCUGGAGUUUGUACAACGAUCAUGUCUGUUUUUUUCUCUUAUCAUGUCACAACACUAAACAUUUGCUUUGGUGCAUUUAUGAACAUGACUUGGAUUGUUCCAGUAAACAUUUAUUUAUUUGGUGUGAAUGCACAUCUUUACGUGUUGUCCUACCAAACUCGAAUUAUUUCCUCUUGAGCCAAAACCAGAAGACAGUAAAUGGCCAAGACACUGAAUUUGGUCGAUUUGGUUAGUGGUAAUGACGGCAAUAAAAUGUCUUGCGGUGAUUUUAUUCAAACACAAUUUGAGAAAAAUCACCGUCAUCUCUGUAACAAUAGCUACAUGAUGUAUAUGCAAUGUCACAAAACCUGCAUUCUUAAGAACCAGUGCUGUUUGCUAACCACACUUAGCUUUGCCAUUUUGCUUAACUUGAAAACUUGGUUUAGUGCACUUCACAAGUGUUACAUUAGAAAUGUGCCUCUGUUGUAACGCCACCCAUAAUUUAAUGUUUGUAUGUAUAACUGAGUAAUCUAUAGCUCUGUAUCGUAAAUAUAAAGCCUUAGAAGAGAUUCCAAAAGUUUUCUAUGCUACACUGGCACUGAAUAUUAUCAGGAUGUUCAGUUUUCAUCAAGUAUUGUACUUUAAAAUAUAGUUGUGUAAAGACGCAGAAGUGAAAAGCCUCACUUGGCUGUUGGGUUGCUCACUCUUUACCCACUCUGAGAGAGAUGAGAUCCAACACGUGGACAGCUGUUCUGGAGAGAGCAGUGCUUGAUCUAAUGGAUUAUACUUCUGUAGUUCAUAGACAGCUUUGUUUUAUGCAGUAUACCUUGUGAUACAUAUAACUGUGAAAUGUUACUCUUACUACAUUUUUAAAAAGGCAGGAAGGGAAGUACUGGGAGGCACAGUGACGAGAUCGGUGGUGGUCUUUGGACGUCAUGCCUUAAUAUCAGCAUUUCUGGUCUUUCGCAUUACAUGGAUUAAAAAAUAUUUACACACUUAGAAGGCGUUAGGAUUCAUAUGAGAAUUUAAACUUUUUUUUCCCCCAGUUAAGCAAAUUUAAAUCUAUAUUAUUUCUGCAUUAUUAGAAGGUCUUCUGUUUUUUUAAAAACACCACAGAAUGGUGUUGUGGAGUGUUCAGUCCAAGUGAACUGAAGGAGGGUCCAGAGGCCCUGAGAGCGUUGCGCCGAUGCUGGGUCCACGCGGCCUACACCACGCAGUGGUGCUCAGCACACCACACAGAUGCGUCUACUUUUUCAUUUUCUUUUCUUUUUUUCUGGAAUGAAAAACAGACGUGGCAAAAAGGUGAACAAUGUAAAUAUAUGUACAGAUAUCUAUAGUGUUCAGGCUUUAACAUGGAGAGAAUACUUUGAACCGUUUGUAAAUGCUGUGGUAGAAAAUUAAACUUGUAUUUUUCCAAUAAAGCUAAAGUGAUGUGCUCUAGUCAGGAGCGAAACAGAAA